Alligator mississippiensis (American alligator) is the source of this 3425-nucleotide messenger RNA. RefSeq names its product glutathione peroxidase 7 (gene GPX7). The transcript has 3 exons. The record is from RefSeq and is a predicted model, not a curated record. NCBI's taxonomy places the organism in Eukaryota, Metazoa, Chordata, Crocodylia, Alligatoridae. Gene Ontology annotation, molecular function: glutathione peroxidase activity. Gene Ontology annotation, biological process: response to oxidative stress. Bases 50 to 682 code for a protein of 210 amino acids.
CAGCGCUGUGCUCUGAUGAGAGGGGGCUGUGCAGCUCCUGCCUUGCAGCAUGCUAGAUCCGGAGGGCAGUGUGGAGCACAGGCUUGCCCCUGCCUUGCCCAGAGCUGCCCUCCUCUCCCUAGCCAUGCUCCUGGCCGCGGUGGCCCUGCUGCUCUUGGCCCUCUCCGCCUCUCAGCAGAAAGAAGUGGAUUUUUAUACCUUUAAAGUGGUCAACAUCAGGGGCAAGCUAGUUUCCUUGGAGAAAUACAGAGGCUCGGUGUCCCUGGUUGUCAAUGUUGCGAGUGAAUGUGGCUAUACAGACAGCCACUACAAAGCUCUUCAGCAGCUGCAGAGAGACCUCGGCCCGUAUCAUUUCAACGUGCUGGCAUUCCCAUGUAAUCAGUUUGGGCAGCAGGAACCAGACACCGACAAAGAAAUUGAGAACUUUGCCCGAAAGACUUAUGGAGCCACCUUCCCUUUGUUCAGCAAAACUGCGGUCAGUGGUGCUGGUGCCAACGCUGCCUUCAAAUAUCUAAUUGAGUCCACAGGAGAGGAACCAACCUGGAACUUCUGGAAGUACUUGGUGAAUCCUAAGGGGAAAGUGGUGAAGGCCUGGGACUUUACUGUCUCUGUUGAUGAGAUAAAACCGUAUAUCAAUGAGCUUGUAAGGAAAAUCAUCCUGAAGAAGAAAGAUGAACUGUGACUUUCAAAAGUCCUAGCAUGUCUAUCACAUCUUCAUUGAGGAUUAGGGCUGUUAUUCAAACAUUCAUUCCAAAAGAGGGAAGGGAAUCAUGGCUAACAGAAGCUACUUACAACUUAAUCCUGCAAACACAGGGACACAAUAACUUAAGUUGGUGGUUAAAAAGGAUUUAAUUUAUGCUUUUAAAGUAUAAACUAAAUUGAAUUUGUGCCUUCCUAGGAAAGAAAAUCAGGAAACAUUUAUUUGUGUCUUUACUCAAAUUAUUGAUUGUUGAUGACAUUAUAAGCAGUCAUUUAGGAUCCCUCUAGGUAGAAAGACUCAAUGCAACUUGAAUUUCCUUAGAGAGAUUUUAUCAGCAACUACAAUUCACCUUCUGUGACUUUGACCAUGAACUUCAUUUUAAAAACUAACUCAGAGUAGAAGAGACCACUUAAUGUACUGGCGACAUGGUUAUAAGGGAUGGCCAAAAUGGAUUUCCUUGAACCCCAGGCACACUUACCUGGAUGUGUUUCUCCCUAGUGAGAUAGCACAGACCUCACCUUCUCUACCUGCUGCUUUGGUGGCAGGGAAGUCUUCUUGAAGGGAAAGAGGUACCAAGACUAAAUUUCCUUCAAGGAGACUGCAUGACCUGUGAGAGCUACCUUUAAAAUUCUUUGGGUGUGUCUACACGUGCAUUAAUGCAAUUUUGUUAACGCACAAUAAAUCUAGUACCUCUGGGCUUCUAUACACAUGCAGGGAGGCUGCUUCGAUGUGCUGGAAUUCCAGCGCAUUGGAGCAGGAUCGAUUAAUUGAGUCUGCUGGAACAUGGAAAUUACCGUGCUCCAGCAGACUCCAAAGUCACAUGUCUCAGUGUCCCCACACUGAAAAAUGGCGGCCGGGCACUUUAAAAUAAAGCUUGUUCAACGAGCUUUAGUUCAAAGCACCCCACUGCCAUUUUUCAGCGCAGAGACGCUGAUACACACGACCCGUCUGGUGCUUAUUAAAGCAACUCCUCUCCCCCCGCCUCCUGGAGCAUGUCUAUAAACACUCUCCAUUGUGAGGUACUAGGAAAAUACACAUUAGCCCAUCUUAAUGCACAUUAACUAAAGAGCACAGUUUUUCAGUGACACUUCAAUGCACAUUAAACUAGGCUAAUGAGCAUUAAAAUGCAUGUGUAGAUGCGCCCUUUGUUUCUAAAAAGCUUGCCAGCGUCUAGGCCACAAACUUACUGUACCUGGAAGCAAGUCCUCCACCAUGCUGGAGUGCUCCCAUGAACUAGAAGCAGAGGAGCUGUGUACUCACAUCACUGAGGACAGGCUAAACAGCAUGGGAGCAGGCUAAUCCCACAGCCCUGCCCGGAUGCACCUAUCCUGCGGGUGGUCCAGUAGGCAGGUGACACAGAGCAGCACACUGUUUUGGAGGGUGCUGCUACCAGGCCCAGUCACUUUGGGGUUCUGACACUUGAACAUCUGCAAAGCCAGAGUCUUUUGUCUAGCUAUUCAGAAAUGGGCACUUUGUCCUCAGUUUACUAUUCUUGCCUUUGAAAAUUGCCACUUGCCUGAGCCAAUGUUGAAAUCCAUGUUAAGUUGAUAAUUGUAAAUGUUGUGCAACAACUGGUGUUGUUGGGUGGGACUGGGAGUACAGAGAAACAGUAGAAAAUGCAACGUUUUCAAAACAGGAGCCAUUUUUAAAUGCUUUAAACAUUUAACAUUUUCAAAACAGGAGCCAUUUUAAAAUGCUUUAAUCUUAACGAGUAGCAACUCAGUCUUGACUAGCUAUUUGAAAUCAUGAAGAUUUCUGUAUUGGGUGGGGGGAAGAACCCACUGGGAUGAGAAGGGGUAGUUGAAAUCAGCUUCAUACCUGGACUGUGAUAACAACUUUAGAUAUGGGGAUGUUUUCCCCUCACUAAUAUUGAACAUUGUUCUUCUGCUAAGCUGAGACCUCUGAUUCUCUUGGCUUAGUAGGUUGUACCUGUGGAGCGAAGCAAGAUCUUUGCUUUGGGGGCUGAAAGACAUUUACUAUCUAAUGGUUCUAUUGAGUAGCACCUUACUGCUAUCAAGCCUAGUGCUUACUACAGCAAACUGUCCUAUUGAUAUAUGAGUUUUACUUGUUUAGGUCCUCAGGUUGCACACUGCUCAGGUGCGUCUCCUUUGAAAUGUCAGUUCUGCAGUGGUGCAAAUCAGCAGUGUCAUUGUUUUCACCAGGACUACACUCAAGUACAGCUGAUGAUUUGGCCUCAUGUUUAGAGAGAUUUGCAUACACUUAGGCCAACCAAUUAUCAAACAAUAUUAGGGAGAAAACGGCGAACAUGACAAUAUUUUCAUCUUCCAAGAUCUUUAUGAGCUAAUAUUAAAUCUUUACCAACCCCUUUUUAGGUACUGAAGAUAUGAAACACAGAAUUGGUAUAUAAUUAAUCAAAGUUACCUAGUAGUCAUUGUCGGGAUUAAAGCCAGUGCUGGGUGGAGAGCACUAGACCACAGAUCUACCUUUUUCAGACUUAAUAAUAAUUAUAGCCUCAUCAGUUUUGACAGUGACCUUUAAAAAAACCUUAUCAGCAAAAUACUCUUUUAGGAGGCAUCCAUGGACACUGAUAGGCACCGUGGUUACCAAGAGAAUAGAAUAGUUAUUUAUAAAGCAAGCAAAGGAGACAACUGACCCCUGUCUCUAAGCGUGUCCAGUUACAGUACUGUUGACAAGGGAAAGUUCUUUUGUGUUGUGUAAUUUUUUUAAGUGGUAAAAAUACGGUAAUAAAAUUGUUAGCAUUUUU